Molecule: messenger RNA, 1617 nt
Organism: Ostrea edulis (European flat oyster)
Lineage: Eukaryota; Metazoa; Mollusca; Bivalvia; Ostreida; Ostreidae
Product: acyl-CoA-binding domain-containing protein 6-like
Exons: 7
Coding region: 110-874 (254 amino acids)
Molecular function (GO): protein binding; fatty-acyl-CoA binding
Source: RefSeq, a predicted model, not a curated record
AUGUCAUUUGUCAAUGUAGCAAGUUGAUGUAUGUGAUUAUCAAUAAUGAUAAAAUAUUUUAUAAAAAUGCAGACUGAGACAGUUUUCCGGAAAUAUGUAAUCCACUAGUAUGACUUUCACUUGUAGUUUCAAAAUGGCAGACGACGACGACGAGCUCGGGAUUUCUGACGAGGAUCACGAUGAUUUAAGUGAGCUUUUCCAAUUAGCCACAGCUUUCGUGCGUUUAUCCAGUGACAGUUUUAAUCAAGAACAGCUACUCUACCUGUAUUCACGGUUUAAGCAGGCAAAUGAUGGACCCUGUAAUGUUCCAAAACCCGGAAUGUUUGACUUCCAAGGAAAGAAAAAAUGGGAAGCAUGGAAAAGCUUGGAAAACAAAUCAAAAGAGGAGGCAAAGAGAGAGUACAUAUCUAAAGUGAUGAUGGUAACGCCAGACUGGAAUACGAAACAGCUGGAUAGAUGGGUGGGUGUCAGCACAAUGUCGAAUACAGACACUGUCAUAGAAGAUGAGAAGAAGACAGCAUUUGAUUGGUGCAAAGAAGGCAACACAUCUCAUCUCGUUCGAUAUCUGAAAAACACUAAAACAGAUGUCAAUAUUCAGGAUGAAAAUGGUAUGACACUUCUUCACUGGACCUGCGAUAGAGGGAAUCUUGAGAUGUUAAAUGCCCUUCUUGACCUUGAAGUAGAUCCAAAUAUACAGGACAAUGAUGGACAAAGUGCCCUGCAUUAUGCCGUGAGCUGUGAGCACCAGGACAUUGUGGACAGACUGCUGAAGACCAGAAUGAAUCUCAAACUAAAGGAUAUGGAUGGCCUAACAGUUUUAGACAUUGACACCAAUUCAGAAAUCAAACAGAUGUUGGAAAAAAAUGUAACUUAAUUUAGUAUGUGACCAUUAUCUUUAAGGCCAGAAUUGUUUAAAUAACUACAUUUUGGUUUACUGGUGAUUCAGAAUGGGUGCCGGCAUCCAACGUUUGAGGAAUAUAAUCGGAUGUGUUUCAUAAUGAUAGACCUUAUUCCAAUCUUUUACAUCCAGCGAAGACAUGAAAGUAGUUUGUGAUGCGAGUUUUAACAUUCAAGUAAUUCUUAAUUACUAAACUCCAAACAAUUGUUUUUGAUCUGAUGUUGAACCAUACUGGACAUUGUAAGAAGCACAGAUACUGCAUCACUUUAUCAGUAUUUUGGAUUUAUAGCUUAUCCAAUGAAAUAUUCAAUAUGAGCAUUAGUAUAUUUGUCCGACAGCCUGGUCUUAUUAAAUGCUAUAUGAUGCAACAAGUUUUUUAUCUUAAAACUUGGAAAUUUAUGACAACGUAUAUGAAGGACUACUAAAAUUUCAAUUGUUCUUAUGAUCCAAGUUGAUCAUUAUUUAUCAUGAAACAAUCCUUGUGAUCUGAAACAUCUAGAUUAAUUAAAACUUUGAUAUCAAAAUUUUACUCUUUUUUGCUACAUUUACUAUGGUAGUUGUUAUUUGUAAAUGCUUGUUAUUCACAUAAAGUAUAUAUAUGUUAAUAUCACAAGUCUGUCAGAAAAAAUGUACAGGUGAUGUACCUAAAAUUUGUCUUUUGUAUGACUGUAGUUAUAAAAACAUUUUUGAUACUGUAAUAAAAUUCACUUUUGAUAGAA